Babesia microti strain RI is the source of this 1629-nucleotide messenger RNA. RefSeq lists its product as hypothetical. The coding region runs from base 1 to 1629 and encodes 542 amino acids. NCBI's taxonomy places the organism in Eukaryota, Apicomplexa, Aconoidasida, Piroplasmida, Babesiidae. The transcript is spliced from 2 exons. The record is from RefSeq and is a predicted model, not a curated record.
AUGAGAUUGGCUUUUGGAGCUAAGGGAGGCGUUAGGGUUACAGCCAAAAUGCUGGGCUACUACGCGGAACAAGCAGCAAUGGCUAGCUUUGACAAUUUCAAAAUUUGGGAUAACUUCAAAAUUUGCAUGUUAGACACAGCACAACUCAUGGAUUCGAAGGAUUCCUUGCGAGUUCUUAAGGCUAUAUCUAAAGUAUCGGAGAGAUUUACCCCUGAUCAUUUCAGAGACCUACUUACAGUAACAUACAACAAAAUUGAAUCGCAUAUUCUUACUAUGUGUACUAGUGACUUGGCUUUGAUAGCCGAUAUUGCAGCGAAGGUGGGAAUUCUAGACCAAUCUCUAUCACAAGCUCUUACUAUUGCAUUCCUAUCUAGGUUGGCCCAAUCUACACCUGGAGAAAUUGUUACGGUUGUUAAAAGUUUAAAAUCUUUGCGUAUUGAGUCAGAGUUUUACGAUGAGAUAAUAAAUCACCUGUCAAAAUCUCACAGUAUUUUUCCUACAAGCGAUCUUAUAUCAAUACUAUUUUGCUGUAUUGAUUGUGAUAUUGCCAGUUUGUUAAGUAAUGUUAGUGCCAAAAUCUCAUCAUCUGCAUCAAAACUUUCUAACGAACAAAUUAUUAAAACAUUAUAUCUCUACUCAACAAAUCAACUGCAAACGCCUGUGGCGCUCAGUUUAAAAUUUGAAGAUGUCCCGGAAAUGUUGAUCCCACAUCUAUUAUUCGCAUCAGCAGUAUACAAAUUUGAUAUAAGACACCUAAAAAAUCAAAUAAUAGAAUCGUUAAAUAACGUUGAUUUUGUAGGCAAAAUGGUGGUACUUAUCAGCCUAUCAUUAAACGUCAUUAACACUAGCGGAGCCAGUGCAUAUGUUACAUUCUUUAGAAACAACUAUACCAACUUCUAUCAAAUAUUUACUGAUAUUUACAAAAACUGUUGUGAAAGUUGCAAUGACGCAAAAAUUUUGGUGCAUUUACUGGAAUGUAUUGGCAUAUUUGCCAAUAUUUACCCUAGUGGUAAUUUGUGUGAGUUGUUUAAUAAGAUUCUUAAGAUACUGGAUAAAUCAACAUUAUCAAAUGAUGAUAAUGAGAUUGUCGAGUGGAUCAAAACUAUCGUACCUUAUGUAUGGUUAUGUAAUUAUGAUACAAUUGUUGAUGAUUUUGGCAAUACAUGCCAAAAUGCAGGAAUUUUGCAAGGUUUAUCUCUUAAAAAACUAAACGUUUUGCAUAGUAUCGCGUCAAAUUGUGUGAUAUUUCACAAAGAGUAUCCAUUUAACGCAUGUGAAGUCAAUAGAUUCAAUUCCCCAUUAAUUUUUCCAGAUCUAAAAUUAACACUCCAGAAAAUUGCUGAAACACAAAGUUUAAUCUUUGGAAAAAGAGAAUUGUUGCUAGUUGGUAAUGUGUGUUUUGUACCAUUAUCUCCAAUACAUUAUAUAAAUGGAAUUGGCGGCUUCAAUCCUGAAUUUGAGCUGCCAAAUACAAUUAUUAGGCAAAACGUACGGAAUUCACUACUAGAGUUGGGUAAAAAAUAUAAAGUGGCGCUUAUACCUUAUUGGAAAUGGAGCAGAAUUACCAAUGAUGAUGAAAGGAUUGGCUUUAUAAAUAAAGUUAUCAAUAGUGAUGUUGUAUUAAUAUAA